AUGGCGCAUCGCUCAUCUGCCCCAUUGCUCCGGCCUUACCAUGACGACAGCGACGACAGCGACGACUCCCAAGCCUCGCAACUGUCUCCAUCUUCAGCUCCGUCUUCCUCGCGAUACUGGCGACAAUAUCGCAAGUCCAGCCGGCGCCUCCUCGAGUCUCGCACCAAGCACUUUGUUGUCAUGAGCGUGGUCGCGCUGGACGUGGCCGCGCUGCCCGCAAAUGUCUUCAUUCAGCUGAUUGCCUGCGAGAUGCACCAGAACGACGAGCCUUGGGUGGAGCAGCUCACAGAGGGCCUGGAGAUUGCCGGUCUGGUGUUUAGCAGCCUCUUUCUGCUUGAACUAUUUGCGUGCUUGUUUGCUUUUGGGUUGAGCUACCUUGCCUCCUGGUUUCAUCUCUUCGAUUCUGCCGUCAUUAUUGCGAGUUUCAUCAUAGACGUAACCUCAAGAGGUCUAACCGAGUCCAUCGGAUCCCUGAUUGUCGUUCUCCGUCUCUGGAGGCUGGCCAAGAUAUCCGAAGAGGUGGUGCUGGGCGCUACAGAGAGAAUGGAGGUUCUCGAGCAGCAUUUGGAGGACCUCGAAGCAGAGAACAGCAGACUCAGAGCCCAGCUGGGCAUCGAGUCAUCAAACUACUCGGGCAACGAAGGGAACUGCUGA
This is a messenger RNA of Trichoderma reesei QM6a, 654 nucleotides long. RefSeq lists its product as uncharacterized. The record is from RefSeq and is a predicted model, not a curated record. Gene Ontology annotation, cellular component: plasma membrane. NCBI's taxonomy places the organism in Eukaryota, Fungi, Ascomycota, Sordariomycetes, Hypocreales, Hypocreaceae. Bases 1 to 654 code for a protein of 217 amino acids. Gene Ontology annotation, biological process: proton transmembrane transport. Gene Ontology annotation, molecular function: voltage-gated proton channel activity. The transcript is spliced from 2 exons.